Abrus precatorius (Indian licorice) is the source of this 2679-nucleotide messenger RNA. Its product is annotated as protein PECTIC ARABINOGALACTAN SYNTHESIS-RELATED. The transcript is spliced from 11 exons. Lineage: Eukaryota; Viridiplantae; Streptophyta; Magnoliopsida; Fabales; Fabaceae. The record is from RefSeq and is a predicted model, not a curated record. Bases 233 to 1876 code for a protein of 547 amino acids.
ACGAUUUGAUAGAAGGAUACAGAACGGUUGCUCCUUGUGGAAAUGAAUAUAAAGAACAGCGAAAACAAGUGGAUCUGAAUUCACAUGGGACUCACCACAACCAGAAAACGUUGCUUUCUUCUGUGGUAAGCAUAACAGUUGUUGAUACUGCUGCAUAGUCAAGUCAUAGAGAGAGAAAUACAUUUAGAGAGAGAGAGAGAGAGAGAGAGAGAGGGAGAGAGCAAAUCGGAGCAUGGCGGAGCUCCGUCACUCCUCCUCACUCGGCAGCCGAGCGUCGUCUUCUCCGAUGAAGAGAGACGGCGUCGGCGAUUCCUCGCCUCUCAUUUCUGACAAUCACCACGCCGACGACGAGCACGAUCGCCACUCUUCUAAGGAACGCGACCGUCAUCUAUGCUCCUUCUUCACCGACGACCCUAGGGCUUCUCCUCACAACUCCAGGAUCUCUCUCGUUUUCACCUUGCUUCUUCUCCUCGUUGGUUUAUUUUCCGUAUUCACAAUCCUCCAUAAACUCAAUGCGCCUUACUUGUGUAAAAAAGACGGGAUUGUUCUUCAUUGCCCACACGUUAAAGAAUCACCAUCUCUUUGGGAAAAUCCUUUCUCAUCCACGACAUCUUGGAAGCCCUGUGCUGAGCGCCGGGAUGGUGUAAUAUCAGAACUUCCUCCUGAAAAUGAAACAAAUGGCUAUAUAUUCAUCCAUGCUGAAGGUGGUCUAAAUCAGCAAAGAAUUGCGAUAUGCAAUGCAGUGGCUGUGGCAAAAAUAAUGAAUGCCACUCUUAUUUUGCCUGUAUUGAAGCAGGAUCAGAUUUGGAAAGAUCAAACGAAAUUUGAAGAUAUUUUUGAUGUGGAUCACUUCAUUGACUACCUGAAGUAUGAUGUUCGUAUUGUGCGUGAUAUCCCAGAAUGGUUUACUGAUAAAACAGAGCUAUUUUCUAGUAUAAGACGGACUGUAAAAAACAUUCCAAAAUAUGCACCUGCACAAUUUUACAUCGACAACGUUCUGCCCAGAAUCAAGGAGAAGAAAAUUAUGGCUCUGAAACCUUUUGUUGAUAGGCUGGGAUAUGAUAAUGUUCCUCCGGAAAUCAACAAAUUGAGGUGUAGAGUUAAUUAUCAUGCUCUGAAAUUUCUUCCUGAUAUAGAGCAGAUGGCUGAUCUGCUAGCUUCAAGGAUGAGAAACCGAACAGGCAGUUCAAAUCCUUAUAUGGCUCUGCAUCUUAGAUUCGAGAAAGGAAUGGUGGGCCUAUCAUUCUGUGAUUUUGUGGGGACUAGAGAUGAGAAAGCUAAAAUGGCAGAGUACAGAAAAAAGGAAUGGCCUCGACGGUACAAGAAUGGCUCCCACCUGUGGCAGUUGGCUCUGCAGAAGCGUAAGGAAGGACGAUGUCCUCUGGAACCUGGAGAAGUGGCAGUAAUUCUUCGGGCUAUGGGCUAUCCAAAGGAAACACAAAUUUAUGUAGCUUCUGGACAAGUGUAUGGUGGACAGAACAGGAUGGCUCCACUGAGAAAUAUGUUCCCUAAUCUGGUUACGAAGGAGGAGUUGGCAACUAAAGAGGAGUUAGAUGGUUUCAGAAAGCAUGUGACGAGCCUAGCAGCUCUUGAUUUCUUGGUGUGCUUGAAGUCAGAUGUAUUCGUGAUGACCCAUGGAGGCAACUUUGCUAAGCUAAUCAUUGGGGCCCGUAGAUACAUGGGUCACCGUCUAAAAUCAAUUAAACCUGACAAAGGACUGAUGUCCAAGUCUUUUGGUGACCCAUACAUGGGUUGGGCUACUUUUGUAGAAGAUGUUGUUGUCACUCACCAGACACGGACGGGAUUGCCAGAAGAGACUUUCCCUAACUACGAUCUCUGGGAGAACCCUCUUACUCCUUGUAUGUGUAGAGCCUGAUUAGAUUACAGCAAUUUCAUUGGUGACAAUGCGACAUUACUCAAGAUACAUUUCCAAGAAACAUGAAUUCUAUCUAUCCCAGGGUGGAAAAAUCUUGGUCUGCGGUUGAGGUAUGAGGACGGUAAAUAGAAAUUUGGAAUAGAGAUAAUGGCUUGCAGGAAGUGAUACUCGUCUGUUGAUUAUCAUUUUAAUGAACAGAUUUCCUAUUUUGAGUAUUCUCUUUGCCGAGACACCAGGUGGAAGUUUUGUUUUUCAUCUAACAUGUAGGGAUUCCUCGCUCACUUUUCUUCCUCCUGGAAAGAAAUUGAUAUUUUUUGUACUGAGAUAAAUGUGCAAAUCAUUAAUGGAUUACGUGUUAACUUUGUUCUUUCGUUUGGAACUUCUGUUGAUAGUGAAUUUUUUAAGCUCUGUGAAAACUCCGUUGUGAACUUGUGAUGUCUUGGAAAUCCCACAAAGUCGGUUUCAAAUCUGUACACAAACAGGUGUUGCUGGGUUUCAUUGUGACAUUUAUGAUGAAUAAUGAGCGAACGAGCCCUUGGCUGCGAAAGAUUAGUUCGAUUAGCUUUUUUUCUGUCGGGUCAUGUUUGACUAGGCUUUCAAGAUCUGGAGAAGUGUUUUGUUACAAGUGUAAAUGGUUAAUCAUAUCCGAUUCUGAAGAAAAAAUCUGUGCUGUUUUAACAAGGGCCCAAAAACUAUAUGGGCAAGCCUGAUGAUAUUUUAAUGAGAGGCCCAUGGGAGUGCGACGUCUGUAGCUAUAUUCCUCUGUUAUUAAAUUAAAUCUAAGGAAUAUGAUUCUUGUGUUG